Drosophila miranda is the source of this 1076-nucleotide messenger RNA. Its product is annotated as cell death-inducing p53-target protein 1. Lineage: Eukaryota; Metazoa; Arthropoda; Insecta; Diptera; Drosophilidae. The transcript is spliced from 3 exons. The record is from RefSeq and is a predicted model, not a curated record. Gene Ontology annotation, molecular function: zinc ion binding. Bases 192 to 587 code for a protein of 131 amino acids.
UGUGUGUGUGUUGUUUUUGGUAGUGUGCGCCCGCGUACAAAAAUAUACAUUAAAAAUUAGCGCAAAUUAAAUUGGCUGGCGUCACGAUACACGGGAGGGAGUAUACGGCUUAGUAAUCCAAGGCUCUUAAGUGCAAUAAAGCACACAUAUACUCUUAUUUCUACGCUAAGUGCAUUUACUAGCCUAACAAAAUGAGCAAGUCGACGGGCAAUGCACCACCCCAGUUCACGUAUGUGCCGCCGCCAUCUGCACCGCCGUCGUACCAGGAGGCAGUGGGCGGCGUGAAGCCAGUGGGCCCGUACACUCCCGUGGUGGCGCCCGCCACCGCCGGAAAUGCCACGAUUGUGACCACAGUGGUACCCAUUAGCCGCACAUCGACGCAUAUGAUCUGUCCGUCAUGCCAUGCCGAGAUUGAGACGACCACACGAACUGAGCCCGGCAUGAUUGCCUAUUUGUCUGGGUUUGUGAUUGCACUGCUGGGAUGCUGGUUGGGAUGCUGUCUGAUACCUUGCUGCAUCGACGACUGCAUGGAUGUCCAUCACACGUGCCCCAACUGCAAGGCGUAUUUGGGCCGCUUCCGCCGAUAGGCCUAGGCGCGUGCCAACGUGUAAUGCUUUUAAUUUAAGCAAGCGUUUUGCCUUUAUUUAUUUAAUUGUAGUAAUGUCAUUUGGAUUCCACAAGCGGAAGCGAAAGCGAAAGCGCAUGAAAUGAAAUGAAACAAAACAACACAAAACAAAACAAAACAAAACAAAACAAAACGAAACGAAACGAGCCAAUGCUUCCAUUUAAUCAAACGCUAAUACUUGCUAAAUUGCUCAACGCAUCCUUAACGACGAUUUCUUUCUUGUUUGCUAGUAUAUGUUCUUGAUGGCACGCCCUACACACACACACACACACGCGAAUGAUAGCUUUAAAAAAAAUAUUUGUACAUAUAUUGAACGCUGCUCCAAUCGAAUCCAAUCCAAAACACAUCCUCCACUCCACUGACAGAAAUAUGUAUAACGAAUCUUAAUGUACUUAUACGUAAAGUAAACCAUGAAAUACUGAAAUACUUUUGCACAAAAUUCAGUUUCCGG